Microthlaspi erraticum is the source of this 306-nucleotide messenger RNA. The record is from the annotation of a GenBank genome assembly. NCBI's taxonomy places the organism in Eukaryota, Viridiplantae, Streptophyta, Magnoliopsida, Brassicales, Brassicaceae.
AUGAACCCCUCUGUUGUGGCUGCCCACAAGAGGAUUGGACUUCUCCAAAGGUUCAACAAGUGGCAAGGGAAAGCCAUGGAAAAGAUGCAAAAGUCCAUGGACAAGAUGGUGAGCAAGAUCAAAAGCUUGGAGAAGAAAGUUUCUGGUUCUUCAAGCAAGAAGAAGAAGUCCAAGGCCCCACUUCCUAGGAGUAGAUCACUCCUCACCACUCCAAAGGAGGCUCCCUGCCCAAGAACCUCACAGAGCCUCUUCAUUUCGAGCCAAGGGAAGGGAAGACAACUCGCAGAGAAGGAGGAAGAGCUCUAA